CCACAGAGCCGCGGGGACGGGGCUUUGGACUCCAGGUGACACGCUCGCGGCUGCCCGGUUUCGCUCGGGCUCGGAGGCGGCCGCAGACGGAGUGUGCCACCGAAAGUGAACGGCGACAGGGAGGACGGGGAAACUGCUGUGAAGUCUUCUUUGAAGAACUUUGUACAGUUAUUGAAGGAUGGCAGAAGCCGUGUUGAUUGAUCUCUUUGGUUUGAAAUUGAACUCUCAGAAAAACUAUCAUCAGGCACUACUGAAGACAUUGAAUGCUGUUCGAUACUACCAUGCUGCCAAGGCCAAGUUCCUUUGCAUAAUAUGUUGCAGUAACAUCAGCUGUGAAAAGGAUGGUGACGAUGAUAAUUGUGAAUUAAAAACAAGCAGUGGAUUAUCAACUCUCUUGAGAGAAUUUGAGACUGUUAGCAAUCCCAGCAUGGCUGCCUGUUUGUAUACCAUUAAACAAAAAAUUGAUGAAAAAAAUCUGAGCAGCAUUAAGGUAAUUGUACCCGUAUAUCGGAAGACAUUAAUGAAGGCCUUUAUUGAUCAGCUCUUCACUGAUGUUUACAAUUUUGAGUUUGAAGAUUUACAGGUGACUUUGAGGGGAGAUCUUUUGAAACAGUCCACUGAAAUAAACAUGAUCACAGCUCAAGAACUAGAAGCAAUCCAGAAUGAAAUAGAAACAUAUUUGAGAAGUCUGCCAGCACUGAAAGGAGAAUUAACCAUUAUCACAUCUCCUUUGAUCUCAGAGAUUUUCAUACAUGGAUUUACUACAAGAACAGGUGGGAUAUCUUACAUACCAACUCUUAGCUCAUUCAAUCUCUUCAGUAGUUCCAAACGGAGAGAUCCCAAGGCUGUUGUUCGAGAAAAUCUGCGGAGGUUGGGGAAUGUGGCAGGAUUUAAUGCAGAGAAAUUUUACCGAAUAAAGACUGAUCAUGCCAAUGACGUGUGGAUUAUGGGAAGGAAGGAGCCUGAAUCUUAUGAUGGAAUCACCACAAAUCAGAGAGGAGUCACAAUAGCGGCUCUUGGUGCUGACUGUAUACCAAUAGUUUUUGCAGAUCCUGUCAAAAAAGCAUGUGGGGUUGCUCACUCUGGUUGGAGAGGUACUUUGUUAGGUGUUGCCAUGGCUACAGUGAAUGCUAUGAUAGCAGAAUACGGCUGUAGUUUAGAAGACAUUAUUGUUGUACUGGGACCUUCAAUAGGACCUUGCUGUUUUACUCUUCCAAGGGAAUCAGCAAAAGCAUUUCAUAAUCUUGAUCCCGGAUGUGUACGGCUAUUUGAUUCGCCACAUCCCUAUGUUGACAUUUGUAAAGCCACCAGGAUUCUUCUAGAACGGGGAGGAAUUCUUCCACAGAAUAUUCAGGACCUGAACCAAGAUCUCAACCUUUGUACAUCCUGCCAUCCUGACAAGUUUUUCUCCCAUGUCCGAGAUGGCCUUAAUUUUGGUACACAGAUUGGCUUCAUAUCAAUUAGAGAAUGAGAUACUUGAUGGGAUUUUUGCAUAACUGUUUUCUGCCUCCUUCCAAACUGACUGCAAGAGAGAAAUUUAGCUGUUUGAUUUACUUAAAACCAAAAGGAUUACAUGGAUAAUUCAUCUUUAGGGUGUAUUUUCACUAUUAUCCAAAGCCAAAUGAUUUUCAUUUGAUUCUAACAAUAAUUGACAAAAAAAUCAGUGUGAUGUAGCUUAUAUGUUAUACAGAUAAGGAUUAUUUUUAAAAUUUGUUCUGUUUGUUAUAUAAACAGGAAUAGAUCUGUUCAGUUCAGUAUUUAUUUAGCAGCCUGUAUUUGUCAACCAUUGUGUGAAGCAUAGGUGAAAUCAAAACGAAUUAAACUUUUUCCUUGUGCGUCUAACGCAGUGGAGGAGAUAAACACUUGUAACACUUUAAUUUUAAUAGCAGAAGAGUACAGAAGAAGGAAGGAUUAAUUCUGUCUGGAAGGCAGGAUAGAGAAGAUAUUACAGAGAAAAUAACUAUCAUAUGGGCCUGAAGGCUGUACAGGCUUUUGACAAGUGAAGAACAACCAUAACAGGUGGCGGGAACACCAGGAACUAGGGCAUGAAACUGGAAGUGUUUAAAAUGCCCUAGAAGGAGAAGGGUGUGGUCAGGAGCUACAGGAAAAACAGGUUGGAAAAAGAUUAGUUAGGGUCUCAAAUGCCAUGUUAAAAGAGUUAGGAGUUUAUUUUCCAGGCAAAGAAUAGGCAUAAAAAGUUGGGGAGUGUUUUUAUCUCCUUGGCAUCAUAUUUAACAGGAUGGAUUUAAAUUGUGGAAGACCAAAGCAGAGAGACUAGUUAAGAGUCAGUCAAAAUACUUUAAAAAAGAAAUAAUGAAACCUGAAUGCAGUGGAAAUUAAAGUGGAGAAGAGAGUAGAUGGAUUAGAGAGACAUUUCGGAGAUGGCAUCCACAGCUCCUGUUACUAGAUAAUGGAGAUUGAGAGGUGAGGAGGAGUGAAGAAGUCAUUGAUGUUGCCUUCAUUUCUACUUGGCUGACUACUAAGAUUGGCAACAAAGGGACAAGGGAGAAGGGUAAUGAGUUUGACAUGAGACUGAAGGACAUCCGGAUGGAAAUAGUUGGUCAGCAAUUAGAAAUAUAGCCCUGGGACCUAGGACGGAGCUGGGAAAAAGACACAGAUUUAGAAGGUGGUUUUGCAGAGAUGAUGCCUGAGUCUGUUGGAGUAGGCUAAAAUCUAGGCGGCAAUAUAGGGUGAGCAAAAAGGAGGCCCAAGGAUGAAACCUCUACACCUGCAUUUGAAGAACAAGAAGCUGAACCAGUAAAAAAAGAUGAAUCAUAGAAGUAAGAAAAAAAAUAGAAUACAGUAGACCCCCCCUUAUCCAAGUUUUCAGUUACCCACAGUCAACCGUGGUCUGAAAAUAUUAAAUGGAAAGUUCUGGAAAUGAAUGAUUGGUUUUAAAUUGCACCCUAUUCUGAGUAGCGUGAUGAAAUCUCGCACCAUCCUGCUUCCUCUGGACGUGAAUCAUCCCUUUGCUUAGCAGAUCCACGCUGUAUAUCCUACCUGCCUGUUAGUGACUCAGCCGACUGGGUUAUCAGAUGGACUGUCACAGUAGUGGCUUGGGUGUAGGGUUCGGUACUAUCGUUGAUUUCAGGCAUCCACUGGGGGUCUUGGAACAUAUUCCCCCAUGGAUAAGGGGAGACUACUAUAUAUACGUUUUGAAGAAAGAAGCCAGCAUCUCUGUGAAAGGUACUCAAAAAGAAAUCUUCAGAGAUAAAAUGAGGACUGAGAAGAAAUCAAUAGAUUAACCAUAUUGAAGCUAUUCUAAGGCAGUGGUGACAGAGUCAGAUUUCAGUUCACUGAGGAAGGGGAUGCAUAAGAAUCCACUCUUCUUUGAUAGAAAAUAAAGCACUAGGGGCUGCAUUUUGAAGGAAGAGGUAUAUGUAUUUUUGGGAUGAGUAGUUUUAAGUAUAUUUGCGGGCUGAGGAAAGGAGUCAAGCUGUUUUUCACUUGGGAGAAAUGGUAUAUAUAUAGUACAUAUUUUUAAUGUGAGUUGUCACAUCACAUCUUAAAAAGAUUUCUUAUGUCAUGCAUAUUUCUUAAAUGAACAUGCAGUACGAUAACAGAAAAUUACAUUUGUUUGGUAUUUACAAAGGACUUGGAUGUACAUUAUCUCAUUUUAUCUUUACAGCUACUCUGAAAUGCAUAGGUCAGGUGUUACUCCUUUUAUUCAGAUGAGAAAACAGCCUCAUUGAGGUGGAGGUUAAAAUCACAUAAUUUGUGAUAACGUUAAGAUUUGAACCCACAUUUUGUGACUCCAAAUCUCAUUACAGAUUUUACAAUUAAAGCUAUCUAAAUUAAAUUUUUAUUUUCAACUUUUUGUUAAUGUUUAUUCAUACAAUCAGUCAAAAUUUUGUUGCAGUACUAGGAUAGGUUAAAAAAAUACAGUUGUAGCCUUCAAGAUGUUUAAUAUCCAUGAAAGGUGACAGUCAGUAAACCAACAAUUCCAAUACUGUGGUAUGUGUUGUAAUGUUGUCACAACCUGGUACCUUGUUUAGUUUAAUUCGUCUAUGCAACAUAUAGCUCAGCAUGAAAUUUAAAUAAAAUACCUCAUUUCUUCCAAUUCAGAGAAGGCAUGAAACACAAAACAUAGAUAGGGCAACAAUUUCAAACUCAUGCUUUAAAUUCAUUUGUUUAAUUAAUAAAGAUUAAGGAAUAAUUUCACACAUUGAGAAAGACUGAUAGUUUUCCAGUUCUUCACUGUGCAUUAUUUUGUUUGAAGUUUGCAGAUUUACAUAGUAUUAGACAGCCAUAUUUCACUUUUUGUACCAAAAUAUUCCAAAACCAAAUAAAAAUUAUGUUUGGUUAUGAUUUUGGAUUAUCUGUGCCAAAUCAUAUAAUGAAAAUUUGUGUCCUAGCUCUUUUACUGCGUGAAAAGUGUUGAUCAGUAACUGAGAGACAGAAUGGCUGGGUUGUUAAAUAAUCAUAUCUUAUUGCUUCUACAAGAUCUCUGUCACUCUUAAGCAUUUGUAUAUAGGUUUCUGAGACUUUUGGGGCACAACCACAAUGAUGAUUUUUAAAAAGCUUUGUUUUGUUUUCAAUCUAAGCACUGCUGCUAACUGUACAUAGGAAAUAUUGGUGGUUGUUUUAUUAAGAAGAGCAAUUAAGGAGCCAGCGCUGAUGGUAUAGUGGUUGAAGUUUAGUGCUCACCACUUCGGUGGCCCAGGUCCGCUUCCUGGUCGCAGACCCACACCACCCAUCUGUCAGUUGCCAUGCUGUGACAGCAGCUCAUAUAGAAGAACUAGAAGGACUUACAACUAGGAUAUACAACCAUGCACUGGGGCUUUGGGGAGGGAAAAAAAAGAGAGCAAUUAAGUUUGCAAAUCAGUGAGAGUUCAUGACAUGAUUCUUUUGGAGGUACUAUGAUUUUUUUGGAGGUACUAACUAUCAACCUAAAAUUGAU
This is a messenger RNA of Diceros bicornis minor, 4900 nucleotides long. It is a transcript of the gene LACC1, whose product is annotated as laccase domain containing 1. Gene Ontology annotation, molecular function: copper ion binding. The transcript has 7 exons. Lineage: Eukaryota; Metazoa; Chordata; Mammalia; Perissodactyla; Rhinocerotidae. The record is from RefSeq and is a predicted model, not a curated record. The coding region runs from base 179 to 1471 and encodes 430 amino acids.